Molecule: messenger RNA, 3557 nt
Organism: Juglans regia (Persian walnut)
Lineage: Eukaryota; Viridiplantae; Streptophyta; Magnoliopsida; Fagales; Juglandaceae
Product: alpha,alpha-trehalose-phosphate synthase [UDP-forming] 1
Exons: 18
Coding region: 477-3281 (934 amino acids)
Biological process (GO): trehalose biosynthetic process
Cellular component (GO): cytosol
Molecular function (GO): alpha,alpha-trehalose-phosphate synthase (UDP-forming) activity
Source: RefSeq, a predicted model, not a curated record
GGGACAAAGUUUUGAGUCUUUUGACAUCUUGCGUGAGCAUUACCUUACCUUAAAGACGCGGAUUUAGACCAGUCUGUCUUUCCUUUCAUGUUUUUUGGGUAAAGGAGAUUUCUUUCUGUUCUCGACAAUCUUUUUGUAUUACUUUGCUGCAUGGCUGGAAGGGCUGUAUGUACCCUAUAAAGUUUGCACGAGGAUUCCAUUGGUUCCUCUCUUUCUCUCUCACUCCGUUAAUUCUAUGCCAUUCAGAUUCUGGAGAUUUCCAUGUAUAUUAUAUUUCUCUCUCUCUCUCUCUCUCUCUCUCUCUCUCUUCCUCUCUCUCUAAUCUAGUGGCUGCGUGACUGGUAAGAAAUGGUUCUUUGAAUCAACCCAUUUAUACAAAGAUUGAGAUGACCGAUUAUAAAUAGGACACAAAUUUUCUGAGGAAAACCUCGGUGCUCGUAGAUUUGGUAUCGAAGGUUCAGUUGUAGAGAGGUCGUAUGCCUGGAAACAAGUACAACGGUAGUUCAAACCAUAUUCCAACUCGUGUAGAGCGGCUCUUGAGAGAGAGAGAGCAAAGGAGAAGCAGGGCUUCUCAUUCGAAUGAGGUAACUGAUAAUAAUCGGGGGAAUGAAUCGUCUGAGCAUGGCCUACGCUUAAGAGAAGAUGAGAACGGGGGAGUUUCCUAUGAGAACGGGGCAGUUCCCUAUGUUGAACAAUCCUCACAGGGGGCUGCAGCUUCAAGGUUGCUUCCUGAUGAGGUAUAUGAAAGGCAAGAUGGGAAGCCUUUCAGACAACGACUCUUGGUGGUGGCUAACAGGCUGCCAGUGUCUGCAGUUAGGAGAGGUGAAGACUCGUGGUCUUUGGAGAUAAGUGCUGGCGGUCUAGUCACUGCUCUUCUAGGUGUGAAGGAGUUUGAGGCACGAUGGAUUGGUUGGGCCGGUGUAAAUGUUCCAGAUGAUGUUGGACAGAAGGCACUUACUAAAGCUUUGGCUGAAAAGAGGUGUAUCCCUGUAUUCCUUGAUGAAGAGAUUGUCCAUCAAUAUUACAAUGGCUAUUGCAACAACAUUUUGUGGCCCCUUUUUCAUUACCUUGGCCUUCCACAAGAAGAUCGCCUUGCCACAACAAGAAGCUUCCAAUCUCAAUUUGCUGCAUAUAAGAAGGCAAAUCAAAUGUUUGCUGACGUGGUAAACAAGCACUAUGAAGACGGGGAUGUCGUUUGGUGCCAUGAUUACCAUCUAAUGUUUCUCCCCAAAUGUUUAAAGGAAUAUAACAGUGAAAUGAAAGUUGGUUGGUUUCUCCACACCCCAUUUCCCUCGUCAGAGAUUCAUAGGACACUGCCAUCUCGAUCAGAGCUACUGCGUUCAGUUCUUGCUGCUGAUUUAGUUGGUUUUCACACCUAUGAUUAUGCACGGCAUUUUGUUAGUGCUUGUACCCGUAUUCUCGGUCUUGAGGGUACACCUGAAGGAGUUGAGGAUCAAGGGAGGCUUACUCGAGUUGCUGCUUUUCCAAUUGGAAUAGAUUCAGAAAGGUUUAUACGUGCACUAGAUACCCUUCCAGUUCAGGAUCACAUCAGAGAAUUGACAGAAAGAUUUAAAGGCCGAAAGGUAAUGUUAGGUGUUGAUCGGCUUGAUAUGAUCAAAGGGAUUCCUCAAAAGAUAUUAGCAUUUGAAAAAUUUCUUGAGGAAAACCUAAGUUGGCGUGAUAGAGUAGUCUUGCUGCAAAUUGCUGUGCCAACAAGAACCGAUGUUCCAGAGUAUCAAAAACUUACUAGCCAAGUUCAUGAAAUUGUUGGACGCAUCAAUGGCAGAUUCGGAUCAUUGUCAGCAGUUCCUAUACAUCAUUUGGAUCGUUCUCUCGACUUUCAUGCAUUAUGUGCACUUUAUGCUAUUACUGAUGUAGCACUUGUCACAUCUUUAAGGGAUGGAAUGAAUCUUGUCAGUUAUGAGUUUGUUGCAUGCCAGGAUGCAAAGAAAGGCGUUCUCAUUCUUAGUGAAUUUGCUGGUGCUGCACAGUCUCUGGGUGCUGGGGCAAUACUAGUGAACCCCUGGAACAUUACCGAAGUAGCAGCUUCUAUUGCCCAAGCUUUAAAUAUGUCAGCUGAGGAGAGAGAGAAGCGACAUAAACAUAACUUUGCACAUGUGACAAGCCACACUGCUCAAGAAUGGGCCGAAACUUUUGUGAGUGAACUAAAUGAUACAGUUGUUGAGGCGCAACUAAGGACAAGACAAGUUCCACCCUCACUUCCAACCGAGACAGCAAUUGAUCGUUAUUGGAAAGCUAAUAAUCGAUUACUAAUAUUGGGAUUCAAUGCAACAUUAACUGAACCAGUAGACACACCUGGGAGUAGAGGUGAUCAAAUUAAAGAAAUGGACCUUAAAGUGCACCCAGGUCUAAAAGAACCCUUGAAGGCGCUCUGCAGUGAUCCAAAAACAACAAUUGUUGUGCUCAGUGGGAGUGACAGAAGUGUCUUAGAUGAAAACUUUGGGGAGUAUGACAUGUGGUUGGCAGCAGAGAAUGGGAUGUUUUUACGCCUUACAAAGGGUGAAUGGAUGACAACAAUGCCUGAGCAUUUGAAUAUGGAAUGGGUUGACAGCGUGAAGCAUGUUUUUGAAUACUUCACAGAAAGAACACCCCGAUCACAUUUUGAACUUCGUGAAACUUCACUUGUUUGGAAUUAUAAAUAUGCAGAUGUUGAGUUUGGAAGACUUCAAGCAAGGGAUAUGUUGCAGCAUCUAUGGACAGGCCCAAUUUCUAAUGCAUCUGUUGAUGUUGUUCAGGGUGGCCGGUCUGUUGAGGUGCGAGCUGUCGGUGUGACAAAGGGUGCAGCCAUUGACCGCAUACUAGGAGAGAUAGUUCAUAGUAAAUCCAUGACAACUCCAAUAGAUUAUGUCGUGUGCAUUGGUCAUUUUCUGGCAAAGGAUGAAGAUGUUUACACCUUUUUCGAGCCAGAGCUUCCUUCUGAUGCCAUCAUUGUUGCAAGAAGCAAGGCGACUGAUGGACUCAAGCUACCUGGCGAGAGAAGAUCUUCUUUGAAGCUUCCAGCAAGUAGAAGUGGGCCGAAAUCAUCUCAAAGUAAGACACCACGACCUUUGCCAAAUCCCGAAGGGAGAGAUUUCAUGGGUGGGGCAAAAUCAGCUCAGAGCGGGCGACGGCCAUCACCAGAAAAGAUUUCAUGGAAUGUACUUGAUCUAAAGGGAGAGAACUAUUUUUCCUGUGCUGUUGGAAGAACUCGCACAAAUGCUAGGUAUACACUCGGGUCAUCAGAUGAUGUCAUCUCCUUCCUGAAAAAGAUUUCAGGUUAAUCAAGUUGAGCAGUUUUUUGCUUUAGCGUCCUGCGGCGCUACUAGUUCAAAGGUUCAUUACCCAAGCAUGAGAUUUCAAAUGGCUUAGUGAGGAGAUGAGAAACAUUUUCCGUUUCAUUGUGAUAUUCUUUCGUCAAACACAUCUCGACCAUUUUGCCAAAAUUUAUACUGUCACUCCCUUCAUAGAAUUGGUAUAUUUUAAGAGACUAAGAGCAUCCAAACCACAGGACUGAUGACCAAAACAAGCAAUAAAAGAAAUUGAUCUUUUUUUUUUUU